This is a messenger RNA of Pseudophryne corroboree (corroboree frog), 2787 nucleotides long. Its product is annotated as serine-rich adhesin for platelets-like. Lineage: Eukaryota; Metazoa; Chordata; Amphibia; Anura; Myobatrachidae. The record is from RefSeq and is a predicted model, not a curated record. Bases 3 to 2522 code for a protein of 839 amino acids. The transcript has 4 exons.
UUAUGACAGACAAUUUUCCUUCAACUGCGGAUGAACCAUCAGUGAUGCCACAUAUUUUAACAUUGGACAAUCCUUCCAUGGUGGACGAACCAUCAAUGCUGCAUCAUGAUGCAACAGCGGACCAUGCUACCAUGUUGGACCAACCAUCAAUGCUGCAACAUACUUCGACAGUGGAUGAUACUUCCUUUGUGGCCGAACCAUCAAUGCUGAAACAUUCGGCAAGAGUGGAUGAUCAUUCCACGGUGGACCAAACAUCAAUGAUGCAAGAAUAUUCUUCUGUGGUUCACAGUUCCACUACGGUAGAGACUUCCACGGUAAAUGAAACAUCCAUGAGGCAAGAACAAUCAACAAUGGAUGAUCCUUUCACGGAGGAUGAAAAUUCAACCAUGCUAAACCCUUUAAUGUUAGAUAAAGCCAUAGAAAGCAACAUGGUGACUGCCACACAGACACAGGAUAACAUUAAUGAGGAGCCUGUAUUGCACAGCCAGAAAAGUAAUAUUGAUACAGAAGAUACCAACCAGGUGGAAUUGAAUGCAGAGACUGCACAUUCUAGUGUAAUUGACCAUGGUCUUCAAGACCAAUUCCUGGACUCUACAAAUCAAGAAUGUGAAGUUAGCAGAUCACAAACCAUUAGCCAACAGGAUUCUUUAAAGGAAGCCAUGCAGCUAAUUGAGAGGAAUAGAAAUGAAGAAAUGAAAAGAAUUGAACAUCAAAUAAAUCAGCUGAAUAAUAAUAUACAGAUUCUCAACACAACACAAAGACAACAGAAUCAAGCACUUGUCACUCUUGCAAAUUUUUACGAUCAUCUUGUUUCAUCACAGAAUGUGGCAGCAAUCAACUACCAACAGAUGCAGCACAGUAUAAAUCAAAUGCUAGCAUGGCAGUAUGAGACUAUUACCAUCACACGCAUGAUUUCCACUUUCAUGCAACUGUUGACAGAAGAAAGACAAAGAAUGUCCAGAUCAGAUAAUCCUUAUUGUAUAUCCAAUGCUACAGCAGGAACCUUUGUAUCCAGCUGUACACGUGGAGACUAUGUAACAAGCUCUACACACAGAGAGUAUGCAACGAGCGCUGCACCUGGAAACUAUCUAUACACCACUUUACCAGGAGAAUCUGUAUCCACCCCUGCAGCAGGAACAGAUGUAUCCACCACUUUACCAGGACCCUAUGUAUCCACCACUGCAACAGUAACCUAUGUAUCCACCACUGCAACAGUAACCUAUGUAUCCACCACUUUACCAGUAUACUCUGUAUCCACUGCUGCAGCAAGUACCAAUGUUUCCACCACUUUAACAGGACCAUAUGUAUCCUACACUUUACCAGGACCCUAUGUAUCCACCACUGCAGCAGGACCCUAUCUAUCCACUACUUUAACAGGACCCUAUGUAUCCUCGACAUUAUCAGGACCCUAUGUAUCCAUACCUGCAACAGGACCCUGUGUAUCCUCCACUUUUGCGGGACCCUAUGUAUCCAUCCCUGCACCAAGACCCUAUGUAUCCACUACUUUAACAGGACCCUAUGUAUCCUCGACAUUAUCAGGACCCUAUGUAUCCAUACGUGAAACAGGACCCUGUGUAUCCUCCACUUUUGCAGGACCCUAUGCAUCCAUCCCUGCACCAAGACCCUAUGUAUCCACCACUGCAACAGAACCCUAUGUAUGCACGACUGUAACAGGACACUAUGUAUCCUCAACUUUAGCAGAACCCUAUGUAUCCAUCCCUGCAUCAAGACCCUAUGUAUCCACUACUUUUACAGGACCCUAUGUAUCCUCCACUUUAGCAAGACCCUAUGUAUCCACCACUGCAACAGAACCCUAUGUAUCCACGACUGUAACAGGACACUAUGUAUCCUCAAUUUUAGCAGAACCCUAUGUAUCCAUCCCUGCAUCAAGACCCUAUGUAUCCACUACUUUUACAGGACCCUAUGUAUCCUCCACUUUAGCAGGACCCUAUGUAUCCACCACUGCAACAGAACCCUAUGUAUCCACUACUGUAACAGGACACUAUGUAUCCUCAGCUUUAGCAGAACCCUAUGUAUCCAUCCCUGCACCAAGACCCUAUGUAUCCACUACUUUUACAGGACCCUAUGUAUCCUCCACUUUACCAGGACCCUAUGUAUACAACACCUUACAUGGAGACUAUGUAUCCACUGCUGAUAGAGGCCUCUAUGUAUCCACCACUGCACCAGGGCCCUAUUUAUUGAAGCCAAAACCAGGACACUCAGAAUCCACUACUGGACAAAUUGCCUCAGAAUCCCCCGCUGACUCAGGACCCUCAGAAUCCACCGCUGCACCAGGAAAGUAUAAAUCCACCGCUGCACCUGUACCCUCUGAAUACAGCACUGAAAACACAAAUUUGAGAAGCAUAGCUGUAGCAUCAGAAGUGCAUUCAAGAUUGCAAUUGGCUUAUCGACCUAGCUCAAGCUAUGAUGAGAAUAUGGAUCUUCGAGUAAGAUUAGAGCGUGCAAAUAUUCAAAUUCAACAUUGGAAGAGACAGGAAGCUAACGAUGAGGAUGAAGCUUAAAUAUUAAAGAUAUGUCACAAACGGUCUUGCGAGCCAGGGUGAAGGAACUGAAGACAGAGGGAUACAGAGUCAUCCAUGUGUCCUGUUUGAAAAGACAAAUCGAUAAUAGGAAUAUACUUUCUGAGAUACUUCAAGUCGUGCAUUCCUGAAAAUGUUCUAAAUUUAUUUUGUUUUGUUUUGGUUUGUUCAUGUUGGGGGGGUUCACAUACUAAUAUGUUCAAGAUAAAAAUAGAGAAAAUAUAUGUACAGACACAUAUUCCAUAUU